CGCUUUCACCAUCCAGCCGACAUCUCACUUCUCGCACUUCAGCGAAGUGCGCCUCUUCUCAACACAUCGGUCGUUGUCAUCUCAACUGACCCUCGUCGGCAUUUUCAGCCGCCCACGCUCUUUGCACGCACCACUCCCUCACCAAACACUUGCCCCUCGGCACAACAGUAAGAUGUCGACAGAACCAGACGCGCCGAAACUCGGCGGCCUCAGCUUGGGCGACGAAAAGAGCACCAAUUCCCCCGCGAACGGUACGAAGGCCAACCCUGCCGCCGCGAUUUUUACGCCAUCCGGUCCUGGCUUCAAAUGGUCCGAUGAGGAUGACUCGACCGCAACGGGCUCUGACAAGAAAACAGGCGGUGACGGAGCGGACAAGAAAGAUCUCGAGAAGGCUCAGGUCGAUGGCGCCGGUCACUUCAUGGCGGGCUCCAAAGGCUUGAACGAGCCAGAGUUUGACGUCAAUGUCAAGUUGGCAGAUCUUCAAGAGGACCCGAACAAUCCUCUUUACUCAGUCAAGAAGUUUGAAGAGUUGUCGCUGAAAGAAGAGCUCAGCACUGGUCUGGACCUUAUGGGAUUCCAGAAGCCCUCCAAGAUUCAGGAGCGCGCACUUCCACUGCUGCUCAAGGACCCACCUCAGAACUUCAUCGGUCAAUCACAAUCUGGCACAGGCAAGACUGCCGCUUUCGUCCUCAACGUUCUCCAACGCGUUGACCUUUCCAUCAACAAGCCACAGGCGCUGAUUCUCGCACCGACUCGAGAACUCGCUCGGCAGAUCGCUGGAGUCGCGACGACCAUGGGCAUCAAGCUUCUGGAGAAAGGCUUGCGAAUCUCGCAAUCGGUGCCAGACCCAGAGACCCGUGGGAAGCCCGUCGAGGGGCAAGUCGUUGUUGGCACACCAGGCACAGUGAUGGAUCAGCUGAAGCGGCGGCUACUCGAUGCACGAGGCAUCAAAGUCCUUACGCUCGAUGAGGCGGACAACAUGCUCGAUCUGCAGGGCAUGGCAGACCAGUGCAAGCGUGUCAAGCAGCAAUUGCCGAGGACCGCCCAGGUCGUGCUGUUCUCCGCAACUUUCCCACCAGACGUUUUGGCCUUUGCCGAGCAGUUCUCACCCAAGUCGAAUAUGAUCACCUUGAAGGUCGAGGAGCUGUCCGUUAAGGGCAUCCGACAGAUGUACCUGGACUGCCAGAAUGACGAGGAGAAAUACGCCGCCCUUCUCAAAUUCUAUGGCCUCAUGACGAUUGGGUCAUCAGUCAUCUUCGUCAAGCACAGAGAAACAGCGGUCCAGAUCGACAAGCGCAUGACAGCCGAGGGCCACAAUGUUGCCUCUCUGACAGGUGCAAAGGAGGGCGCAGAGCGCGACGAGACUUUCCGGAAAUUUCAAAAGGGUGAGGCAAAGGUGCUGAUUGCCACCAAUGUGCUGUCCCGUGGUAUCGACGUCUCCACUGUCACCAUGGUGGUCAAUUACGACAUUCCAGAGACGGUGGAUGGUCAACCAGAUUUUGAAACCUACUUGCAUCGCAUCGGACGUACCGGUCGUUUCGGUCGCACAGGUGCUGCGCUCAGCUUCGUUCACGACCGCAAGAGCUGGCAGAGUCUCAUGGCCAUCUGCAAGCACUUCGGUGUCGAGCCCACCAAGCUUGACACCAGCGACUGGGACGAGGUGGAGCGUAACAUCAAGGCGAUCAUGAAGAACUCUCGCAACAACAUCAACAUCGAGGAGAUCGACAUGUCUUGAGGACAUCUGAUUGUGGAUUGUUGAAACAGCAUGAUGGCAAAGUAUAAGCAUGAGCAUUGAAAGCAAGGGACGCAAGAGAGCACGCAUAUGGUCAUUCAUGCGUCCAGGCAGGCGAACCAUACCGUUCGAUGCCUAGAGACGAGACAUGAGGCCGAGCUCGCACUGCAGCUGUAGAAACGGGAUGGAACGCAAAGAGGAGCGAUGUGCCUGCCACGGAAGACCUGCAUGAGAUUGGGCAGGCCAAAACAGCAUUACAUUGAGACCUCGCGCGAUGAUAGAUACCCAGGCUAAUAAGGCCAAUAAUGAAGCACGAACUUCAGCAAAAGAGUCAACAUCUCCUGUUUCACCG
This is a messenger RNA of Cercospora beticola, 2084 nucleotides long. It is a transcript of the gene DBP5, whose product is annotated as ATP-dependent RNA helicase DBP5. Gene Ontology annotation, cellular component: nucleus; cytoplasmic stress granule. Gene Ontology annotation, molecular function: ATP binding; RNA helicase activity; RNA binding. The record is from RefSeq and is a predicted model, not a curated record. NCBI's taxonomy places the organism in Eukaryota, Fungi, Ascomycota, Dothideomycetes, Mycosphaerellales, Mycosphaerellaceae. Gene Ontology annotation, biological process: poly(A)+ mRNA export from nucleus.